Molecule: messenger RNA, 1269 nt
Organism: Bipolaris sorokiniana ND90Pr
Lineage: Eukaryota; Fungi; Ascomycota; Dothideomycetes; Pleosporales; Pleosporaceae
Exons: 1
Coding region: 1-1269 (422 amino acids)
Molecular function (GO): nucleic acid binding; zinc ion binding
Source: RefSeq, a predicted model, not a curated record
AUGACCGGCAAGGUACAAGACAAGUCCAGGGAUAAGAACAAAACCCGAGGAAAGUUUAACGACGGCCUUUCCGCGGAAGAGCGCAAGAAGCGUUACGACAGUAAGGCAUGCCUCCGCUGCGGCGAAGUAGGACACUUCCGCAGGGACUGCCCGAAGAAUGAAGUCAAGCAAGGAGCGGUCAAGAUUGGGAUGCUACGGAUAGCAACACCUUACCCAACUGAGGAGCCAGACGAGACUCUCAGCGACCUAGACCUGUACGACGAAGCAAGACAAGCCACCGACGAGGCCUUUGAGCUAGUACAAGAGGCAAUAAGACUCCAAGACUUCAAGUGGGACGACCCACUACCAACGGAUUGGCAGGUUGAAGGGGCCGAAGUACUACGCCGCCUAAGAAACCAACAAUGCUGGAUUUAUGGAAAUGCCAAGCACCAAGCCAACGAUUGCGACAUCGAAGGACGAGUCACAAUCACGGGGCCUAGAGCAGAGGAAAUUGCCUGCAAGGCUGCCCAGGAACAACCCAGGUUCAAGGAACCUAAUGACGAGGAGACGCCUCGGACGUUCAAGGAACGAAUGGAGCAACACGAGAGCCUAUGUUGGGUCGACUGCCCAAGACAGUGCGAUUAUCACUUGAGGAAGCGAGAAGCGACCAGGGACAACGAGGACGAUUGCUGCCACACGAAUUUAUGGCAUAACGAGUGUCGAGUAUUGCAUUGUCACAUGCACCAGCCAGGAGAAAAGGAAGCUCAUGAAGAGCUAUGCUGGGUUAACUGUACGACCAAUUGCCAGUUUCAUCAGAAACAACGACGGAACGCUCGAAAGGUAGACGACUACUACCAUAGCACGAUAUCCGCCGAAGAAUGCAAUGCAAAGCACUGUAAGAUGCACAGGGCACAGAAGCCGAGAGUCACGACGACCAGAAUGCCUAAGCAAGUGCUGAGAAAGCCCAACAAGGACAAGAGCCAUGAACGACUCUUAUGGACGCAUUGCAGGAAGGGAUGCGCCUUCCACCGACAACAGUUUGAGGAUGCUCGAGGAGUGAACGACCACCUCCAUAGCACCCUGUCAGCAAACAUUUGUGAGGCAAUGGAUUGCCCGAUUCACAAAGUAAAGAAGCCGAGACCAACGAGGGAGAUAGCGAAGCAGGAAAUUCCGCACCAGAACACCCAUUGGAGCUUCUGUUACGACGAUCAGUGUAUGAUACACUAUUCCGCCAAGGCAGGCGAAGGCUACUUUCCUACGCAGAAGAAAAGUAGGCAGUCAAAAAACUAG